This is a messenger RNA of Onychostoma macrolepis, 2524 nucleotides long. RefSeq lists its product as uncharacterized. The transcript is spliced from 2 exons. Lineage: Eukaryota; Metazoa; Chordata; Actinopteri; Cypriniformes; Cyprinidae. The record is from RefSeq and is a predicted model, not a curated record. The coding region runs from base 1 to 954 and encodes 317 amino acids.
AUGGAAUCAUACCUAAAAAAGGAGGGGCUGUUAGAUGCAGCCCAUCACAAUAAUUGGUUUAAAUGGGCAGAAUAUACCGCAGAGGGAGUAGGAAUGUCUAGCUGUGUGCUUUGUUCCCAAUCCCCUCUUAAAAAACUUGUAGUUGUACCAAGCCCAUAUGAUUAUAUGCACUGUGGUAGAUUUUACUCCCAGUACUGUGAAGAUAUCACUGGAAAAGUGUAUCCUUAUUGCCCAGCAGAAUGUUUGACUAUGCUUGGGAACAAACAUUUCCACCAAUUUUACAGACAGAAAGGGUGGGGGGAUGAGUGUCAACGAAUGGACAUAAGAAUUGAUGUUAGGAAAAGAGAAACCCCAGUAGCCUAUGUAAUUGAUCGCACGUUGAACUUUGAGUGCUUCAACAAAUCAAAAGGGAAAAAUGACAUGGGAGAAUUCAAAGGGAAUUGUGUGGUGAUUUGGCAUUUAGAUAAAGAUAUGUAUUAUGACUCAAGAGUGCUUAAAUCAUUCAGUCUGAUUUAUGCUACAGCCACUGUAAAGACAAACAUGACAGUCAUAAAGGUUAAAGAUAAUUGUACAGAAGCUACCAUUAGCUUUCCCCUAAUUAGCACCAUGGAAGACCAAUUAGAAGCAGUGGCAGAUUACUAUUGGGUGUGUGGAGGAAAAAGAUUACGAGCCAUACUUCCAAAAGACUGGAAAGGCAUUUGUACUAGAGUAAGAUUGUUACAGGGAAUAACAAUAAUUGAAGAAGACAUAGAUGAUGUGGAAUACCCCCGACCAAACAGAAACAGAGUAAAAAGAGCUUAUGAAUUAGACCCAGAUGUGUAUUUAGACUCAAUAGGCCAACGUAGGGGAAUACCAGAGGAAUUUAAAGCUAGAAAUGAGAUAAAGUCUGGUUUUGAGUCUAUAUUUAUAUGGAUAACCCCAAAUAAGAACUUAGAAUGGAUCAAUUAUAUUUAAUAUAAUCAACAGAGAUUCAUUAAUUACACUGAUGAUGCCUUUAGAUGCUCUAGGAAAACAAUUGGGCCCCACAAGUAAAAUGACCUGGCAAAACAGACAAGCUCUGAAUUGGCUCUUGGCCGAGAAAGGAGGAGUUUGUGUAAUGCUUGGUUCUGACUGUUGUACAUAUAUCCCAAAUAAUACAGCUCGAGAUGGAUCAUUCACCAAAGCAAUGGAGAAACUGAAAAACUUGACAGAAGAAGUGACCAAGAACGCUGGAGCAGAUAAGCAUAUUGGGGAUUGGUUUAAUUCACUUUUUGGGGCUUGGGGACAAUGGUUAACCCAAGUGGGCAUCAUAAUAGCUAUUGCUGUUGUUGUGUUUUUUGUGUUUUUCUGUUGUAUUGUGCCUUUCAUCAGGUCCAUACUGGCCAGUGCUGCAGCCAAACAGGUGAUUAACGUGCCAGUAAGACCAACAGGAAUUGACAUUGGGUACACUAAUGUACCUACGGUGGGACCUGGACUGGAUGAACUGGAUGAUUUUGACCUGGAUGACUUUGUGUAAAACCUUCCUGAAAAACAACGGAGUGAUUUGUUUCUUUAAACACUGGGAAACAUCACUAAGAAAGUAUGAAGGAAAGAGAGGAUCGACGAGCACCUCAGUGCUUAGCAGCAUGAGUAGAUUCAACUGGAGGUUUAAAAACCCACCAUCUACUCCAACACCAGAUAGUGCUGGAGGGCAAUGAGACUUGCCUGAGAGCUCCUCUGGCAACGAAGGAAAGCAUCACCAGAUAGCGCUUCAGGCUACCGGAAAUGCCUGGAGUUCCUCUGGCCUCGUGGGAUGAACCAGUGAACCAUUUAUUAUGUCAUUUUUGAUUUUUGAUCAAUUUAAUUAUUUGACUAAUCAUUCAUAUACUCUACAUAACCAUGGCAACCAUGAGCAAGGCUAAGAUAUCUCAUGCACAUGCUUUAAUACAUAUUGUUGAUUUGACUGAUUGUUCAUUGACCCCCAAGAGUGUAUAGGUGGGGAAGCAGAUUAUUUUACUCUUCUCUAGUCAAUUGUGAGGAGAGAUGUUUGGGUCUGACUUCCUCUGAAGUGAAACAUCAUGAAGAAACCAAUUGUUAAGCGGUAAUGAAGGACCAUUAUUGGUUGACAGAUGGAUAGACGGAUGGGUGGAUUUAUGGUGUUGCACUAUGGGCAAAUAGAUUAAGUGGUGAGACUUAAUAAAGUCUCAGAGGGGGGAAUAUAUUGUGUAAUUUUACUUAUAUUUACUCUAUAUUAUGAUAUUUACUGAAUAUGGUAUUAUCUUACUUAAAAUAUGAUGUAUGAUCAUGAAAGCAAUUCAUAUACUGACUAAUAUGCUGAAUUAUUCCAAUACUAGAUGUCUUAAUACAGAUUGUGAAGAAGCCAUCCAUUGUGCAGUACUGGUGUGGGAACAGAACCAUAAGGGGAACAUUUUCAAGGUUGAAAGUAAUACAAAACAACACCACUGUUUCGUGAGAAAGCACAGAGAGAGUCUAUCCCAUAGACUUUUGAAUACUGGUGUUUUUCCAUUUUCGUGUAAACUAAUUAAAUGUUGCAGAUUUGAUGUAA